CUACCGCCGCCGCCGCCGUAGCCGCCAAAGCCGCUGCGGCCGCGGAAGAAGGGGUGGAGGAGGAGUUGGGAGUUUAGCGCAGUCGCCGCAGUGCAAGGACAACGGCCAUCCGGCCAGAACUCAGCCCAGCGCGGCCGCCGUCAGCUCCUCCUUUUCCCUCCCCCCCGGCGGCGGAGGAGUUGCGAGAUGCUGAGCCUGUGACUCCCCUCCUCCCGUCCCUGUCACCGAGAACGGGAACGAACGCUCGCCCACUCGCCGGAGGAGACGGCCCUGGACUCGCAGCCCCGUCGGCGUAACCAUGAGCUCCGGCCAGCAGCCGCCGCCGCGGAGGGUCACCAACGUGGGCUCCUUGUUGCUCACACCGCAGGAGAAUGAGUCCCUCUUCACUUUCCUCGGCAAGAAAUGUGUGACUAUGUCUUCAGCAGUGGUACAGUUAUAUGCAGCAGAUCGGAAUUGUAUGUGGUCGAAGAAGUGCAGUGGUGUUGCUUGUCUUGUUAAGGACAAUCCACAGAGAUCUUAUUUUUUAAGAAUAUAUGAUAUCAAGGAUGGGAAAUUAUUGUGGGAACAGGAACUAUACAAUAACUUUAUAUAUAAUAGUCCUAGAGGAUAUUUUCAUACCUUUGCUGGAGAUACUUGUCAAGUUGCUCUUAAUUUUGCCAAUGAAGAAGAAGCAAAAAAAUUCCGAAAAGCAGUUACAGACUUGUUGGGUCGGCGACAAAGAAAAUCUGAGAAAAGACGAGACCCCCCAAAUGGUCCUAAUCUACCCAUGGCAACAGUUGACAUAAAAAAUCCAGAAAUCACAACCAAUAGGUUUUACAGUCCACAAGUCAACAAUAUCUCCCAUACCAAAGAAAAGAAAAAAGGAAAAGCUAAAAAGAAGAGAUUAACCAAGGCAGAUAUUGGAACACCAAGCAACUUCCAGCACAUUGGGCAUGUUGGUUGGGAUCCAAAUACUGGCUUUGAUCUGAAUAAUUUGGAUCCAGAAUUGAAGAAUCUUUUUGAUAUGUGUGGAAUCUCAGAGGCACAACUUAAAGACAGAGAAACAUCAAAAGUGAUAUAUGAUUUUAUUGAAAAAACGGGAGGUGUUGAAGCUGUUAAAAAUGAACUACGAAGGCAAGCACCACCACCUCCACCACCAUCAAGGGGAGGGCCCCCUCCUCCUCCUCCCCCUCCACAUAGCUCAGGCCCUCCUCCCCCUCCUGCCAGAGGAAGAGGUGCUCCUCCUCCACCACCUUCAAGAGCUCCCACAGCUGCACCUCCACCGCCACCUCCGUCCAGGCCAGGGGCAGGAGUCCCGCCACCACCGCCAAAUAGGAUGUACCCUCCUCCGCCUCCAGCCCUUCCCUCCUCAGCACCUUCAGGGCCGCCUCCACCACCGCCUCCACUUCUGCCAAUGACAGGGUCAGCGACACCACCCCCACCACCCCCUCCUCCACCGCCACCUGGGCCACCACCUCCUCCAGGCCUCCCUUCUGACGGUGACCAUCAAGUUCCAACUCCUGCAGGAAACAAAGCAGCUCUUUUAGAUCAAAUUAGAGAGGGUGCUCAGCUAAAAAAAGUGGAACAGAACAGUCGACCGGUUUCCUGCUCUGGGAGGGAUGCACUUUUAGACCAGAUUCGACAGGGUAUUCAGCUGAAAUCUGUAUCUGAUGGCCAGGAGUCCACACCACCGACACCUGCCCCCACUUCAGGAAUCGUGGGGGCACUAAUGGAAGUGAUGCAGAAAAGGAGCAAAGCCAUUCAUUCUUCAGAUGAAGAUGAGGAUGAAGACGAUGAAGAAGAUUUUGAAGAUGACGAUGAAUGGGAAGAUUGAUCUAUAUAUUAUAUAUAUAUUUUUAAGGUGAAAUACUAAACACUACUUUCUGUCUAUGGAAUCUGUAAAAUUAUCAUGUAAAUGUUCUACCAAUUUGCUGUAUAUUUUUGUUGCCUUUUUUGCUUUUUUUAUUAAUCUGUGCAAUACCUCAUUUAAUCUGUAAAGGUUUGUCAUAAUCUUCUGCAAAGCUACUCCCUGUUGUUGUGUGCAAGUUUACACCAGGAUGCUCACUUAAUUUGUGAAUAUUUUUCAUUCCAUCAACAAGGGAGUUUAAAUAUUAUGUGUGAGACUGACAAAAACCUUAAUGUAAUUUAGUUAUAAUGUCAGAAGGAAAACACUAUUUUCAUACCCUACUUUUUCUGUACCUAAAUUUUCUUAUUAAAACCUAGUAUAGCACUACAUUCUUUUUUAAGUGAUACAAACCUUAGUUUAUUUUUAGCCCCUUCAUUUUGAACACAAUGCUACAUGAAUGUUGAAGCUGAUAGAUUGCACAGUUCAGUAGACAUCACUACACUGAUGCAGUUUCUCAAAUUUUAGCAAUAUGCUCUACAUAAAAUCACCACAGAGAUGCUAAUCGGGGAAAUCAGUAACACACCUCUUAUAGCAAUACUGCCUGUUACUGUGUAGCAGUGGCAUUCGGAGGCUGGAAUCAUAAGGAGCCCUUACAUACCUGUACUUGGCUGAAGUUAUUUUUAUGCUAUAGCAAAUGUGGCAGGCUCUUUUUAGCAAAAACUUAAAAAAUAUUUUUGGUAUUAUUCUGAAAUAAAUGUUAUUUAAAUUAUUGGAAUUCGGGGCGCCUUGGGGUAAUUUUCGUAUGAAUUAAAGGAGACUGUAUUAUUGUUACUUUGGUAUUGGUUAAGGAUACUAUAAAAAUCAGUCCAUUAUAAAUGAUAUGAGAUUAACAGUUUUUAUUUUGCGGUUUAUAUGGAUUGAGGUAUUAAAAAAUAAUACCUCAAAAAAUCUAAUCUGAUGUUGAACCUACUAUACAUUUUUUUUAUUUUUAUAAUUUCUCAAGGUUUUUGUCAAAUGUCAAGUGAAAGGUUACUUUUUUUUUUGUUAUAAAGUCAGUUAUUCCAAUGUCAAAUUUCUUGGGAAGACAUAAGUCAAUGAUAGAUUUUUUUUUAGAAAAAUAAAUAAAACAUUACAACCUGCACAUUGUUAUGUAUACUAAAUGAUAUGUUAAAGUUAGGGUUUCCUUGCCUCUCUACAGUACACUAAUCUGCCUAAAGGUGGUUUUCAUAUUUAUAAUGCUAAUUAUCAUAUCUACCUACUUUAGAAAAAUUAUGUGAUUUAAAUACAGAUUUUUUUCUCACAUUGAGUCAUAUGCAGAAUGUAGUUUCAAAUGUAUUUCAUUACUGUAGUCACAGUAUCCAACUAAAAAUUAAUUAAGCUCUCUAAAAUUAUACCGACCAAAAUCUAGUAUUGGAAUGAUCUUGACAGGCUGGACCUGCAAGAUGUGGCUUGAAUUUUAACCAGUUAUCAUAUAGUAUAGUGAUCAUGCAUCUAGUUAUCAUAAAUAAUUUAAAAGGUUUUGUUGCUGAAAGCAGUUAAGUGGUGCAGUAAAAUAGUUAAGUUAUUCAAAGAAUGUUACCUUCCUUGCAAGAGUAAUUUAAGGCCAUGGGAAAAAUUCUAGACUUUUUGUUCUUGCAAAAAACAGUGCCCUCUGCUUCUGGAAACCUUUUUCUGCUUACUCUGAUUUUCGUUGUGGCUUGAGCUCAGUUGAAUCUGGUAUGGAUGAGGCUUGACAACUACUAACCAGUAAAAUUAGGAAUUUGUGCAAAUGGUAAAUAGAACAAUGUACUUAUUUUAAGUAAUAAACAUUUUCCAAUUUAUGCAACAUUAUAAAAGCAUUUUCAAUAUCCUAGACAUGUCUUUAAGGUAAUGCCUAUUUAAGAUCUUUCUUAACUUUUGGCCAAGGAAUUCAGGGUUUUCCAGCUUACUUUGCUGUGAUAACUUUAUCAGAAGCUGCUCUGAACAGAGGCUAUCAAUUCUUUGAGUUGGAAACACAAUUUUAAACAUGUAAAAUCGGUGUAAAAUUUGCCAAAGGUAUUUGAGUUUAUUCUUUCCUCUUAAAGAAAAAAAAAAUACUUUUUGUUGUUGUUGCACAAAGUCUAAAUUACUGGUUGAAACACAACAGCUGUGGAGUUCGGUCCAGGCAUGAAAACAAAAUCUACUUUAAAUGUAAAGGUUGCAUGUUUCAGUCCUCCACCACCUUACACUGUGGUCGGCACUAUGUCUGUGCAUUGUCUGGAAGCCUCCUAUAUAUACUCCAGUUAAAUGAUUGUCUGACAGCCUUUGCACUUAACAAACAAACUAGCAUGAGGCUUUUUAUAUCUAAAUGCUAUGUGAUAGACAAUUUCAGCUAGCCACAUAUUGUAUGUAUGAGAUUCAUAAAGACUUUCAAUCAUUCAUUUCCAUUUAUCAACUGAAAUUUUGUUUAGUAUGUGAAUUUUUUUUGAAAUGUAUAGUGAGUAGGAUGUUGCACAGGUGGCAAUUCAUCAUGAAGCAUAAUAAAAUUAAUUUGACUCAUAUAUAAA
This is a messenger RNA of Artibeus jamaicensis (Jamaican fruit-eating bat), 4350 nucleotides long. It is a transcript of the gene WASL, whose product is annotated as WASP like actin nucleation promoting factor. Gene Ontology annotation, molecular function: actin binding; microtubule binding. Gene Ontology annotation, cellular component: nucleus; endoplasmic reticulum membrane; cytoplasm. NCBI's taxonomy places the organism in Eukaryota, Metazoa, Chordata, Mammalia, Chiroptera, Phyllostomidae. The transcript has 11 exons. The coding region runs from base 299 to 1813 and encodes 504 amino acids. Gene Ontology annotation, biological process: actin filament organization. The record is from RefSeq and is a predicted model, not a curated record.